AUGGUUAAUGAGCGAGAGCCAUCGAAGUAUUCUACCCAAAAUAAUGGGACUACAGCUAAAAGCAGAGCCCUCCAUGAGUUUGGGCAGCCAUCUCCACUUGGGUCUAACAGACGGAAUCCCUUCUAUAUCCCCAAAGCGAAUGAACCGCGUCCGGAACAUCACAGGCCGACGCAAUCGCAAACAGAGCAUCUAAGGGACGAUCGACUUAUAGCUGACCCCUUUCGAGCCGUGAAACCUUCAUCCACGUUCACAAGCUAUAGAUCAUCCUACAAGUUUAAUGAUGAUGAUGCCGUCGAAAUAAUGAGGCCCACCAAUGCUGCAUGGACUACGCAGCCUAGACCGAAACCGUAUUUCUCCUCCAAACCGAUAACGUCGACUGUGAGCAGAUCGUCGAGCAAUUUGAAGACGUUCAUGGAUUUGACUACAACCGAGAUCGGGCUAUCGAGCAAUGCUUCUACCUACAAUGAUGACUCCCGCUCGAUGGAAGCUUUUACGUAUGUUGACAGCGCGAAAGCAAACGAGAACAUCAAGGCAUUGCUGGAGGGUGCGUUUGAGGAUGAGGAUGAUAAACCCCGAACUAGGCUGCGGAAGAAGAAGCUCCAGAACCAGGUCGACGAAUUAGCGGAUAAACUAAAAGGGAUUGAUGUGAAUGAGCCAAAAGAAAGUCAGAAAGAUGCGAAUGCUGGGACUAAACUGGAGGAAGAUGAAGAAGGGGAAGAAGUGGACGACGGGACUGUUGAGGGUCUGAAAGUGAAGCUGUUGCCCCAUCAAAUUGAAGGUGUGAGCUGGAUGAGAGAAAAAGAAACUGGCCAAAAGAAAACCAGAGGUGUAUUGCCCAAAGGCGGCAUCCUAGCGGACGAUAUGGGCCUGGGGAAAACGGUCCAAACCAUCGCGCUAAUGCUCACUAAUCCGAGACCAACCCCCGAGAAAGAAAACAAAACGGCCAAUAAAAAAGACAAAACAAAUAUCCCGGCUCAAGUAGGGAAGGGAACGCUCAUUGUUGCUCCAGUGGCCUUGGUUAAGCAAUGGGAAACCGAGAUCAGCACCAAAAUCGAAGCCACUCACCGAUUAAAGGUUGGCAUUUACCAUGGCUCAGGCCGUACAAGAAUUGCCAAAGACCUGACGGAUUAUGACGUGAUCAUCACAACAUAUGGCACUCUAAGUUCUGAACAUGGAGGCUCAACGAAAACACAGGAUAGAAAGUCAGGAUGUUUUUCCGUGUGUUGGUAUCGAAUCGUUCUCGAUGAGGCGCAUACAAUCAAGAACCGCAAUGCCAAAUCCACGCAGGCUGUAUAUGCGUUAGACGCAUUGUAUAGGUGGUGCCUGACUGGAACUCCCAUGCAAAACAACUUAGACGAAUUACAAAGUUUGAUUAGAUUUCUCCGAAUCAAACCAUAUGAUGAGCUGGCGGCAUGGAGGGAACAAAUCACUCGGCCAUUGAACAACGGUCGAGGUGGCUUAGCGAUCCGCCGUUUGCAAGUCUACCUGAAAGCGUUUAUGAAGCGACGGACUAAAGAUGUUCUAAAGUUGGACGGGGGUCUAAAUAGCAAAAGCUCAGGGACGGAUAAGGAAGGCAACAACUCAUCGAGCGGUUUCCGAAUCACAAAGCGAGAUGUGAUAAAAAUAGAGGCAGAUUUUACAGCCGAAGAAAGGGAGUUCUACAGUCGGCUCGAGGACAGGACGGACAAGAGCUUAGAAAACAUGAUUGGUCAUCAAAAAUUGAAUUAUGCGAGCGCUUUGGUACUUUUGCUCCGUCUUCGGCAAGCGUGCAACCAUCUAGACCUCGUGAAAGGCGACCUCGCGCAGGAAAAAGAUACAAUCAUUGGCACCAAUGGAAGCCAGUCGAAGGUUUCGCAAGGCGCUGAUGUGGAUGAGAUAGCUAAUAUGCUGGGAGGUCUUAGCGUUAUCAGCAAAAGAUGUGACAUCUGCCUGAUCGACUUGACGUCGGAGGAAGCUCAAAGCGGCGCUAUUCGAUGUAAUGAUUGCGAGGCCGAUUUGAAGAUCCACACUGGCUUGCUAAAGGAGAAGAAGACGAGGAAGGAUAGGAAAAAGAAAUCUAAAGAUAACUAUGUGCCUGGACAAACGACCGAACAACAAAAGUCUCGAGCCCAGAGACGUCGAGUUAUCACGGAUAGUGAUGAUGAGGACGCUGGCGAAUGGAUUGUUCCCCAAAGCAAGCGAGUAAUAGAAGAUCUAGGGAAAGCUGGGGGACCCGAUGACGAAAAUGCAGAAGGUGGAGGCGAAUGGAUUGGAUCGGAAGAUUCUGAGACCAGCGAGGACGAAGAUGAAGACGGAGACGAAAGUAUCGAUAUUGAGAACGAGGAAGAUCUAGACGAUACCCAAUAUCAGGCGUUGCGGGAUGCCGUCUCUUCUACCAAGAUCAGGCAUCUACUGAGGAUACUGAAGCGAGAAGCUGGAGAAUUUAAAUUCAUCGUCUUCUCAGUUUUUACAUCGAUGCUGGAUAAGAUCGAGCCAUUCCUCAAAGGUGCAGGUAUUGGCUACGCGCGGUAUGAUGGUGGGAUGCGAAACGAUUUGCGUGAGGCGAGUCUUGAUAGACUUAGAAACUCGAGUUCCACUCGAGUACUUCUUUGUAGUCUACGAGCAGGUUCAUUGGGGCUGAACCUAACAGCCGCCAGCAGAGUGGUUAUUCUGGAACCAUUUUGGAACCCUUUCGUCGAAGAACAGGCUAUCGACCGUGUCCAUCGCUUAAAUCAAACGGUUGACGUGAAAGUGUAUAAGAUGACGAUCAGAGAUACAGUUGAAGCCCGUAUCCUAGACCUUCAAGAACGGAAACGCGAGCUAGCAAGUGCUACCAUCGAGGGCAAGACUGCUGCAAGCAAACUUACCAUGAACGAUAUGCUAGCAUUGUUCCGUCAUGAUGCGGAAGCGAAGUUUGCCGACGACGAUGGGUUGGACUUUUCUUCUGGAAAAGGUAGACUAUUGGAAUCAAAGGAAGCUUCAGAAAAUAAGUUUGAGUAUCCGUCGCUUAAUACAUCCUCGCGGAAUUCGGGCUCGAACCCGAAUCAGAACCAGGGCAGGAGAGCUACACCGCCAAUCAUGGAGAGAGAUAGGAAUAAGAAUCGGAAACCGGUGGAGGAGAGUUCAAUAUUCGGGCGGAGAUGGUGA
Messenger RNA from Uncinocarpus reesii 1704, 3126 nucleotides. RefSeq lists its product as uncharacterized. The record is from RefSeq and is a predicted model, not a curated record. Bases 1 to 3126 code for a protein of 1041 amino acids. Lineage: Eukaryota; Fungi; Ascomycota; Eurotiomycetes; Onygenales; Onygenaceae. Gene Ontology annotation, molecular function: ATP binding; ATP-dependent chromatin remodeler activity. Gene Ontology annotation, cellular component: cytoplasm. The transcript is spliced from 2 exons.